Molecule: messenger RNA, 2717 nt
Organism: Mytilus trossulus (common blue mussel)
Lineage: Eukaryota; Metazoa; Mollusca; Bivalvia; Mytilida; Mytilidae
Product: zinc finger protein 37-like
Exons: 8
Coding region: 79-2382 (767 amino acids)
Biological process (GO): regulation of gene expression
Cellular component (GO): nucleus
Molecular function (GO): protein binding
Source: RefSeq, a predicted model, not a curated record
UACUUGGGACGAGUUGAUCACAUCAGGAUUGAAAGUCGACCCUGAUAUUACAGGUGAUUGUUCGUAACAUAGUAUAAGAUGGAUGAAGUGAUCAGUGUUUCUGUACCGGGAUACAAAGAUCAAGUAUUUCACUCGCUUCAUCAGUUACAGCAAAGGGGAGUUAACUGUGAUGUAACACUACAAGCAUGUGAUGGCACUGCAAAUAUACACAGCAUUAUCUUAGCAGCCAACAGCGAAAAACACAUCUGCAGCAAGAUAUCACAAACAAAUGAAAAACUGCAAAUAGACUGUACGAAAUUCAGUAUUCAUGUGAUUGAAGCUGUGGUGAUAUUUUUAUACUCUGGAGAAUUGGUUAUUGAGGAGAGAUUUUAUGAUGAUCUUGUGAAACUUUGUAAAGAUUUAAAUUUAAGCUCUGCAUAUGACACCCUUAAACAGCAAUGUCCUGUUACAGAACGACAUGUAAUUUCAAAUAAUAAAGGUGAUGACAGUUUUAAGGAGGUAACAAUUAUUAAAAAAGAGCCAUGUUCUCCUUCUGGUCUUAGUUAUGGAUCUUUUCAAAGCACACAUACAAUUCCUGAAAUUGGAAAUGCUAAUGUACCAACUACACAAAGCAAAACAGUUUGUGAAAAGGACAAUCUUUAUCCAAAGAUGGCCAACAUUAAAAAUGAUCAGGGAACCAGUAGUGAUGAAAAUGACAUAGAAACCAGUUCAUUCGAAAACGACAGUAUCAGUGCAAUAUCCAGAGGAAAUGACAACAUUAAAGCAGCACAGUUAAAAACAGUCAGUGAAGGGAACAAUUUGUUUUUGAAGGUAACUGAUAUUAAAAAUGAUCAGGGUACCAGUAGUGAUGAAAAUGACAUGGAAACCAGUUCAUUUGAAAAUGACAGUACUGACAACUCAGGACCCUCUAGGUCUUCUCCUGGUGGACAGUUUUUAAAUCAUAUUGAAAAAAUUGUCAGACGAUAUGUUAACAAUGAAGAAACCACUCAAAAAGAAGAGAUAUGCACAAAGAAAUCCAACAGUGUUUCAAAAAAGACCUCGACAAAAGGCCAAAACAAAAAGACUUCAGUGAACAUGGUGAAGAGUGGUAAUAAGCGAUCUUUUGGUUUAGUAAGUUCAGGUAUUGAGGAGAAGACACCAGCAAAGAAGAAGAAAAGGACGUCAACAAGGAAUUUGAGAAAGGAAAAAGAUGUGAUUGAUAACAAAAACCAACUUGAUGUAAACGAUGACAGUAAUGAUAGGACUAAAGACCUAGAAUCUGACAUCACAGAAGAUUCAUUGACGCCUAAACCUUCAUGGAGAAAGUGUGUCAAGUGUAACUUAGUUUAUCCUACAUUUGCAGAAUGGGCAGAUCAUAUGAGGAAUCUUCAUAAGCCCUAUCCCUGUGAACUGUGUGAUUAUAUUGGUGUAGAGCCAUGUCUGUAUGCCUCUCAUAUGUACAGUCAACAUAGAGUUGUUAUUGACCCCAAAAGAUAUCCAUUGGUCCAGUGUAAAGUCCAGGGAUGCACAUAUAAAAGUUUAAGUAGAAAUAUGAAGGAUCAUAUGAGAUGUCAUAAGUAUAAAAAAGAGAAGUUAGUAUGUCAUGUUUGUGGAAUGGAGUUCACAUCAGAAGGAGGCUUGAGAGCUCACUCAUCUCACCAUAAAGAAGAGGAAAUGAAGUUUAAAUGUAAAGAAUGUGAUAAAGUGUUUGGAUGGAAACAUGAACUUAGGAAACACUUGGCUGCUGAACACAAGAAUUUUAAUCUAUGUCACUUGUGUUCAUUCAAGUCAAAGAAUAAAACAUCACUGAUUGUACACCUGCAUAAUAGACAUAAAGAACCGAUUCCAGACAAUAUGAAAACAUUUAAGUGUGAUGCAUGUGAUUUUUAUUGUUUUUAUCCAAGUUAUUUAAAGACACACCAACAAGAAAAUCAUUCAGAUUCCUUAGAUUUCCAGUGUACUAUUUGUCCUAAAAAGUUUAAAACCAAAAAGAGUUUAAGAGGUCACUAUAACAAUACACAUGGCUCAAACUUUUUUAAGUGUGCCAAGUGUAGUUACACAACACGAUCACAGACGACACUACAAGUUCAUCAACAGAGUACACAUUCUGAGGCACGGCCAUACACUUGUCAUCUAUGUGAGUACAGUUGUAAAUUAAAAGGAAAUUUGAACAGUCAUUUGAAGAAUAUGCAUAAACUAGAGAUUGUCUCCAUUAAUAAAUUACAUGAAAAGGUUGUAAAAACAGGUACAGGCUUUGAUGAAUAUAUGGAGGCUAGAAGAAAACUUUAUGAACCAGGUGUGAACCCAGCAGAAUUGAUAGUAACAAGACCAAUAGAAGAGAGCUGUGGUGUUCCUCCUUUGGAAGAUAAUGCAGAAGAAGACUACCAAGAUUUAACUGAAUAGUUUUGGAAAACUAAUUUACAUUCACCAUAAACUUGGAUAUUAGAGGUUAACAUUUUCUAUAUAACAAAACAAAAGAAUAGUGGUGAUCUAUUCAGCCCUUGGGACCCUCUUGUUUGUUAAAUUAUAUGUUAUUAAUACUGAAAACAGAAUUGAACCAAGCUAUUUGCCAAUUAAACAGUAACCCAGUUGCAAAAUAAGAUUACUGAAGACAUAAACAACAGCUCAAGGUCUUCAACAAAAGACAAAAGUUAGUGCCAUUUGUCCAGCUCAAAAUCCUUUCUUGUUAAGAAAAGCUGAGAACAUAAGUUUAAUAAAAAAAGUUCAUGAAAGAUGUU